Messenger RNA from Penicillium soppii, 2139 nucleotides. RefSeq names its product transcription factor domain-containing protein. The transcript has 2 exons. NCBI's taxonomy places the organism in Eukaryota, Fungi, Ascomycota, Eurotiomycetes, Eurotiales, Aspergillaceae. Gene Ontology annotation, biological process: regulation of transcription by RNA polymerase II; DNA-templated transcription. Bases 1 to 2139 code for a protein of 712 amino acids. Gene Ontology annotation, molecular function: RNA polymerase II cis-regulatory region sequence-specific DNA binding; DNA-binding transcription factor activity, RNA polymerase II-specific; zinc ion binding. Gene Ontology annotation, cellular component: chromatin. The record is from RefSeq and is a predicted model, not a curated record.
AUGAUAUGCAGGGAUCUGCUGGCCCGCCAUGAGCGUCUUUCUCAUGAUGCAAGCCCAGCCAACCAUCAAGCAGCCACACCUUCCCCCGCGCAUCCCAUCCUAGACGGAUUGGAUACCUUGGCAUCAGUAGUCACAAACCAUGCCCAAUGUAAUCGAAGCUCUCUACAAGCGCCCAAUGAGCACUUCCAAACACUAUCACCGGUCGUGCACAGGACUCCCAUGCUGGGUGCUCAGUUGGCCAGUACAGACACUCCUUCUGCAGGCCCCACCACUCCAAUUCCAGGGCCAGAUUUUGGAUACACCCUGGGUGGUUUUGCGCCUGGCUCCUACGAAGGAAAUGACUUUACCUCCUUUUUGGAUAGUGUGCCUCUGCCGAGUCACCCGUUCUCACCAGCUUUUCAGCCACUCCCGCUCUUCCCGCCUCUGCAUUAUUCCCCGGUUCCGGACUAUGACCAAUCUUCUGAUAGAGUCACCUUGACUGAAACUACCCCUUCUACUCCUUCAAGCUCAGUACUCCCCCGACAUGGCGCCCAACUGCCCUCUCUCCAACCGGAGGGGUAUCAUACCUCCGGAAAGGCACGCCAGCCUACGGGAUUUGUGCCUGUGACAGCUCAGUGUCGGGAGAAGUUCUUCCACAUGCUCUCUGAGUAUGCCAAUGUGGUUCCGAACCCAUCUCUUCCAUCUCGACAUGCGCUAUCUAGAUGUUUGACCGGGUAUCUGACUGGGUUCCACGAUCACUACCCUAUCGUGCAUAUUCCGACCCUCGAUGUAGAAUCAAUGACCCUGCCGUUGUUCCUUUCAAUGGCCGCGUUGGGUGCGCGGUACUGCCGAGAGCCAGAAACCAGCAACAGUCUAUACCAGAUCGCCAAGCCGGUGACGUUGGAACAUGUCCGCCGGGUCUUCCAAUCUGGGGAAUUACAGCCCGUCAAUGCGGCAAAUGACGCCGACACCCUGGAAACCUUGCAGGCUCUUUUGUACUUGACUUCGGUGUCUGCCUGGUUUAUUAACAAUCCCCCUUACCACGAGGCGCUAUCAAUUCGCAGUUUGAUGGAAAUGCUCAUGCGGAAGGGAGGACUCAAUCGUCUACCCGAGUGCGAUGGUACAUGGCCCAGCUGGAUCCGACGAGAAUGCGUAAAACGCACGAAACUAAUCGUGUUCUGCUUCUUCAAUAUACACACAAUUGUCUUCGAUGUCCCACCGGUGAUUCUCACAGAAGACUUCACAGUGGAGCUCCCCUGCACCGAAAAAGAAUGGCAAGCAGCCCGCGCAGACCUCUGGCAAGCCGAGCGAAUGAAGAGUCCCGGCGAGCCAAAAUUUCAAGACGCCCUUUCCGCCCUCUUCACACCAACCAGCAAUGACGAGCGCUUCUCCUCACUGGGCGGCUACGUGCUGAUCCACGCCAUCCUGCAAGACAUCUGGCUAAUGACCAAAGCCGGUCGACUCCCCGUCUCGCGCCGCAACCGCUUCGCCCAUUCAUCCAUCGCAUCCACGCCCGAGCUCGUCUCCGUCGAACAAGCCCUCGAGCGCUGGUGCCAGUGCUGGGAACGUAACCAAGAAUCCUCAGUCGACCCACUGAGCCCGCACGGCCCGCUCUCGUUCACUUCCGCAGCCCUUCUCCGCCUGGCAUACAUCCGCCUCAACGCAGACUGCGGCUCCGCCCGCCAGCUGCAAACCUGGGACCCGGUCCAGAUUGCAACUAGCCUCCGUGAAAAUCUCUCCGUCUACCGCGGCGACCGCCUCACUCGCGCGGCCCUCCACUGCGCCCACGCCCUCAGCACACCCGUCAAGCUGGGCAUUGGCUUCGUGGCGCACUCGCAGGUCGCGCUGUGGUCGAACCAGCAUGCGCUGUGCUCGCUUGAAUGUGCGGUCUUACUGGCCAAGUGGCUUGAGGCUGUCACGGUGCCGCAUCCAGACCCGCAGCUCUCAGAGCAGGAGGCUCGACUGCGGGACUUCGUGCUCGAGAUGGUUAUGGAGGUGCAGCAUGGUGUUUCGAGGGAUUGGCUGCUGGCUACUAAUACCCGGCUCAGUGCCGCUGUUACCCGGUUGUGGGCGCGGUUGUUUACGGCAGAUUAUAUUUGGGAGAUGGUUGCUUUGAUUGGGAGGUCGUUGAAUAGUUAUGCGGACUUGUUAGAGCAGUAG